This is a messenger RNA of Pangasianodon hypophthalmus (striped catfish), 969 nucleotides long. RefSeq lists its product as uncharacterized. The transcript is spliced from 2 exons. The coding region runs from base 35 to 817 and encodes 260 amino acids. The record is from RefSeq and is a predicted model, not a curated record. NCBI's taxonomy places the organism in Eukaryota, Metazoa, Chordata, Actinopteri, Siluriformes, Pangasiidae.
GAAGAGCAAAAGAGAGAGAGAGAGAGAGAGAAAUAUGGAAGACCGCUGUGAACGCAGGCUCAAGAGAAUAAGGCCUACCCCGAUCGUGCUGAGGGCUAUAGAAGAAGAAGACGGAAUGUCCGACCAUCCUUCAUCUCCGGAGGAGAGUUACGCCGUUCCUUUGCCGCCGACACCUCCCCCGAGCCCCGAGCUCUCGCGACAGCUUUCACCCACUCGCUCUGAGGAACCUGUCGUCUCGGGGCACAAGGAGACUGUCGUUACGGAGCACGCUAACGAGGAUCCCGCGGGGAUGGAGGUUCAGGACACUCCUUCGAAUGAGAACUCACUCUGCGGGUCGGAUGACGCAUUGCCGACGACCAUCGACGACCCCGACGCACCGCUCACAUGCUGGCUGGAGAGGGUCGAGUUUUUCAAAUGUCUGGAAUCAGCGGUGCUUCAUUGCCUCAACAAGGUUCUGAGAAUGUACGCCGAAGCCAAAUGCAACGGUUGUCAGAUCAGCCAUCCUAGCCAGAGACAACACACGUGCUUGCUCGACCCACCCGACGACAUAUAUCAGACCUCCUUUCACGGUGUGAUGCGGAUGCUGUGGGACUCACAGUUCGUCCAAGCCCUUGAGAAAUAUAUGGAGAGCUACGGGUUUUACGAGACAUGCGAGGGCGACAUAAUCGGGCCUGCAGCAGAGAUUCUUUUGCUGGGGUAUAGAUCAGGAGGACCGAUCUACGACCGCAUCUACCGAAUGUACGAUGAAAUCAAACCUGACGAGGAGAGAAUAGAGCGUUUCAUAAAGCUGGUCAUGGACUGCUGCUAUACCUGUUAACUUGAUUUUAUUCCAUACCGUCAUAUAUGCAUUUAUUCAGUGUGUUUCUGCAGCUACCUCUUAUAUUUUAUUCUAUACUAUUAUAUAUUUGAUUAUUCAGUGUGUGUUUUUUUUGCUGUGCUGGUAGCUAUUAUAUACGCUUGUAGUUUGAU